Molecule: messenger RNA, 1068 nt
Organism: Helicoverpa zea (corn earworm)
Lineage: Eukaryota; Metazoa; Arthropoda; Insecta; Lepidoptera; Noctuidae
Exons: 1
Coding region: 9-863 (284 amino acids)
Biological process (GO): DNA integration
Molecular function (GO): nucleic acid binding
Source: RefSeq, a predicted model, not a curated record
UCAUUUGCAUGCGCUACAAGUGCAUACAUUUAGAGGCAGUAGGUGGCCUAUCCAAGGAUGACUUUUUAAUGACCUUAAAACGAUUUAUCGCACGACGAGGCAAGCCAGCGGAAAUAUUCUCCGAUAACGGUCGUAAUUUUGUCGCAGCUGAUAAGGAGUUAGGAUCAUUUUUAAAAAUAAAUAACCACUUGUUUUCCGACUUCGCUGCACAAGAGGGUAUAAAAUUUAAUUUCAUCCCUGCUUACUCCCCUCAUUUCGGCGGCAUUUGGGAAUCAGGCAUCAAAUCCGCAAAACACCACGUCAAACGCGUUAUAGGCAAUCUUCACCUGACCUUUGAAGAAUUGCAGACAUUAUUUGCGCAAGUGGAGGCAAUAUUAAAUAGCCGACCCUUAUGUCCCAUGACUUCAAAUCCCAAUGACUUCCUUCCCCUCUCUCCUGGACACUUUCUCAUAGGGAGAGCGCUAACUACGUUUCCGUAUCCACAAAUAGAAGAGGUGGACCCCAACAAGCUGAAGCGGUUUCAGAGAUUAGAACAAAUUAGACAGCACUUUUGGCGGCGUUGGCAAAAUGAAUACAUAAAUGAAUUACAGAGAAGACAGAAAUGGUUAAAGGAUACGCCACAACUCAAAGUGGACGACUUAGUCCUGAUCAAGGAAGAAAACUUGCCACCGCUGUGUUGGAGACUAGGAAGAGUCACGAAAUUGUUUCCGGGUCCCGAUGGGGUAAUACGAGUGGCAGAUGUGAGGACUUCAACCAACUGCCUUCGACGAGCUUUGGUACGCUUGUGUCCCCUUCCUGGUCCAGAAGAAGAGAUCUCUAUUGAAAGAGAAGCCUUUCAAAGGGGGGAGCAUGGCGCGGCCUGAAGCGCCAAUACAUUUUUUCAUAGCAACGCGCAUCUCAACGGGUCACGGUUCAUCGUUCUAGGCGUCAAGAAAUGACGUACAUUUUUUAUGGAGAUACCUACGUUACAAAUUAUUUUUUAUUAUAUUCAUUCACCGUCACUUUUAUGCUGUUCACAUCAGAUCCAUGUAUUUUCAAGUUUUUGCAAGUAUACACACGUAAAAUCAA